This is a messenger RNA of Ilyonectria robusta, 1275 nucleotides long. RefSeq lists its product as uncharacterized. The record is from RefSeq and is a predicted model, not a curated record. Bases 1 to 1275 code for a protein of 424 amino acids. The transcript is spliced from 3 exons. Lineage: Eukaryota; Fungi; Ascomycota; Sordariomycetes; Hypocreales; Nectriaceae.
AUGUCAGUUCUGUCAGUUCUAGUAUUUAUAGCCCAUGGGACUUCUCUCCGUAGGGGCUACUCCCAAAAACCACCAGACGAUGCGACCCUUCUCGAGCUGUUCUCACGCAUCCUCGUGGGCCAAGAGAAAUCCCCAACAACGGCUAAUUCGACUCAAGGCGAACUCUGCGCCGCGUUGGAACAAGGCAUCAACUUGAGUUGGGAGGGUGUCUAUGAUUUUGUUAAUCCUUUUGGCGACAGCCGAGGUGGUUUAUUCAACAGCGUUUGGACAUUCUAUUUCAACAAAGAUGUGCUUUUCCUCACAAAGCAGGAUCGAUUCUGCUCAACGCCUCUCGAACUUGCUUGUGAAAGACUGCUCACUCUGGACGAUUUCGAGCUGCUAAGCUCACCUACGCCAACACCCCCAGACGAACAGACUCUCCCAGGACCCUACUGGGACCCUGAACUUAACCACUUACCGCAGAAAAGGGCGUUUGUGGGCAAAAUUCUCCGUGACUUUGCCUACACAUGGCGACAUGUUCUUCGAAGACAAAUGAACACCACAGCGUUUGUUAAGCUGGCAUAUGCUACCAUCUGGAUCUCAACAAUGCAAUUUACUCUAAUAGAACGCACGGGAUUCGAACAUAUCGCUAUCGGUGGACCAUAUGUUCAAUUGGUCGACCUGCCAAGCUGGAAGACUCCCGAGGCGACUCUCGUCCAAGUGGGCUCGUCCUGGUUUGCCUUAGCACAGGACAUCGAGGAGGGAGUUAAAAUGGUACGACGCCAUAUGAACAGUCACCCAUCGCUCAAAGACGCUACGACCAAUGUGGUAACGUAUGCUAUCCUAACUCCUCGGCAAGUCGUUCUUUGCAAGGUUCAGGGGAGUGAGCUCGUGCGGACACGGCCAGAGGCACUAUUCGACGACAUUUCUCCAUCCGAUACCGCUAUCGACAUGAUUUUCUGGGCAACCAACACGACUCACACCGAGCCACAACCAAUUACAAUCAACUUUCUUCCUGUUGAGAUUCAGGAUAGAAUUCUCUAUUAUGCAACAACUAGCUUAGUUGCGUCAGCCAAAUUGGGAUGUGAACUUGGUCUAGGGUCGCCGUUCUCCUGGGCUGAUAGAGGCGUAAAGAUCGGGGUUCAAGAGUUCAAGCGGCACAGGUUUGAAAGUUCGCCCGUAGAAUCCCAAGUCGCUUUCAAUGGAAUGAUGAGCGGCUUGUCCUACAAGCGGGAGCGCGGGUACCAGGCAACACCUUUUAGGCUAACCCCAGUUCUACCUCCUAGACCGAAGUAG